Molecule: messenger RNA, 632 nt
Organism: Lactuca sativa (garden lettuce)
Lineage: Eukaryota; Viridiplantae; Streptophyta; Magnoliopsida; Asterales; Asteraceae
Product: heavy metal-associated isoprenylated plant protein 39
Molecular function (GO): metal ion binding
Source: RefSeq, a predicted model, not a curated record
AAGACUCGAAUCACUGUUCCUCCCACUCGCUUUCCCCCCCUUCCGUCUUAUAAAAUAAACACACGGAGUUUACUCAGCCAUUCCACAAGUUGAACUCUCCUUCGUUUCAAUUCAACUCCUUAUACUUCAAUCAAUAUGGGUGAAGCCAAGAAAGUAGUUGUGAAGGUGGGUGUACACGAUGAUAAACAGAAAAGGAAGGCUUUGAAGGCAGUUUCAAGUCUUUCAGGGAUCGAGUCCUUAGCUAUGGACAUGAAAGACAAGAAAUUGACGGUGAUCGGUGAUGUUGAUCCGGUUUGUAUCGUCGGAAAACUUAAAAAACAUUGGCACACAGAGAUAGUGACCGUUGGACCAGCCAAAGAAGAAAAGAAGAAAGAGGGCGGCGAUAAGAAAGACGUCGAUAAGAAAGACGGGGAUAAGAAAGACGACGAUAAAGAUAAGAAGAAGAAGGAGGAGGAGGAGGCUAUUAAAAAAUGGGUGGAAGCUUAUAGGGCCUAUAAUCCUUGCAUGACACAGCACUACUGUGUCCAGAGUGUAGAAGAGUAUCCCAAUAGUUGUGUUAUUUGCUGAGUUUUCGAAAUUGUAAAAGAAACAUGGAUAUACAUGUAUAUCACUAUAAGUUAUUUUUCAUAUCA